AUGACACUCGCUUUCAUGCUCAUACCCUUUCAGCGCCUCUUUGAUGAGGCGCCCGGCUUAUCUGGUGCCCUGGAUCUGCUAGCUGAACUGCCUUGGCAUCAAUUGCGCUCUUCCAACCGAGCUAGUUUGGCAAGUCUAUUUUCUGGCUUCAUUACCUACUAUGCACAUCGGUUUGACUACUUCCGCGAUGCCGUUUCCGUGAGAAAUGGUGCUCCUCUGCCUGUGAUUGUAUGUCUGAAUGCCUUACCGCCACAGGACAGACAAGCCACUGCCAGAGCCUAUAAGGUGUUUGUCGAAGGUGUGUUUAUCUUUGGACUUAUACAUUUAAACUAA
This is a messenger RNA of Protopolystoma xenopodis, 333 nucleotides long. The record is from the annotation of a GenBank genome assembly. NCBI's taxonomy places the organism in Eukaryota, Metazoa, Platyhelminthes, Monogenea, Polystomatidea, Polystomatidae.